Podospora anserina S mat+ is the source of this 591-nucleotide messenger RNA. RefSeq lists its product as uncharacterized. The record is from RefSeq and is a predicted model, not a curated record. NCBI's taxonomy places the organism in Eukaryota, Fungi, Ascomycota, Sordariomycetes, Sordariales, Podosporaceae. Bases 1 to 591 code for a protein of 196 amino acids. The transcript has 3 exons.
AUGGUCUACUAUUUCACCUCGACCGUGGUUGACCCGCCGGCGUACAUUUAUGUCGGCAAGGACAAGUUUGAGAACAAGCUCUCCUCAGCCCACAUCUACCUCCGCCUCCCCGAAGGCCAAACCUGGGACGCCAUCCCCGACCCCCUCCUCACCGACCUCGGCCAGCUGACAAAGGCUAACUCGAUCGAGGGCAACAAAAAGGACAACAUCACCAUCAUCUACACCCCCUGGUCCAACCUGAAAAAGGACGGCUCCAUGGCCGUCGGCCAGGUCUCGUUCAAGGACCAGAAGAAAGUCAAGCGGAUCCUGAUCCCCCAAAGGGAGAACCCCAUCGUGAACAGGCUCAACAAGACCAAGGUGGAGAAGCACCCUGACUUGAGGCAGGAGAAGGAGGAUAGACUCAAAGAGCUGAGGAAGAGGGAUCAUAGUGCUUUUCUGGCGAGGAAAAAAGAAGAAGCCCGUAUCGCCAAAGAGCGCCAGGAGAAGAAAUACCAAAAGGACCACGCCUACGACGACAUCUUCACCGAGGAGAACCUGGCCCAGUCCAGCAACCAGGACAGGGGGUCAGAUUGGGAGGAUGAUUUCAUGUAG